AUAAGUUAGUGAAUAUGGCGUAUCAACAUCAGUUUACAUCGGAGGAAAAUGAAGAUGACUUAGAAAAACUACGGCUUGCUGCUCUUAAAUCAUUGCGGACUGCAAAAGCAGUUCCUAAAGUUGUCAGGAAGUUUAAGAAGGUCAAUAAGAAGUUUAUUUUUAAGGGCCAAGGAAUUCGAACUAACUGCUAUAAUGGCAAAUCAAUGAAAAAGAAUUUCAGAGGUAACUCAAACCAGAAUUUCAGAGGCAACUCAAACCAGAAUUUUAGAAACAAUUCAAACCUUAUUACAAUAGUUCCUGUGGUGGAAAUGUCUGGGGCCUCUGGGAGUGAAUGUGGAGGACAAUCUUCAGAAAGUAAAGAUUCAGAAGUUAAUCAAGGGCCAUCAAAAUUCAGCCGAUAUAAUGAUGACGAUUCAGAUAAUAGUGAUGAAGAUUUUAUGGGCUACUGUGGUACAAAUGGAGUUGAAGAAGAUGAAAGUGCAGAGGAAGAUUCUGACAUAUUGUUACUAGAUACAAAUGAAGAAGAAAGUCUGGAAAAACUAAUGGAUGAAUUAGAAGAAGAGAUAAAGAAAGCUGAAAGGACUUCACCGUCUGUAACAAGUGCAGAUGACAGUGAAACGGAGGUACCAGAAAAAAGUGUUCUGCAGGAAGAAACUGAUGUAAAAGUUUGCCGUGAUCAACAACCGGAGUCUUGUGUGAGUGAUGUGUGUGUUCAGCCUGAUGUUGUGAGUGAAAAUUCUGUGACAAUUAGUGCUCUGCAAGGAACAACAAAAGAAGUGAUCAGCAGCACUGUGGAUGCUGCAUAUGACAAUGGACAACCACUUUCCUCUGUAAAAGCCCAAGAAACAUGUACUCUGCUAAUUUCAGUGCCAGUAUCUACAGUGAAGACCACAGACAAUGAACCAGCUGCUCAGGCUGAAAAUUCCCAUGUUACUUUAAAAAUGUCUCAAAUAUCAAGGCAUUCACCACCUGAUAAUAAGUACAUCAAAUGUUCCAAUAAGAGUGUAAUAACCCCAAACCAUUCCCCUGUUCAUUCACCUGGGCAAGGUAGCCAUCCAGAAAAUUGUCAAAGCCAAGGGUCUUCAUUGUACAAACCCACCUCAUGUAGUCCUGGAGUAACCCACAAUACAAGCAGAGUUUCAGAUUCAUCUUCAAUAUAUAAUUCAGUGUCUCAAGUGGAAAGGUCUCAGGUUCAUGAUAACAUAUCUCAAAGCACAAAAUCCCCAGUCUAUCGACGAUCACGAACUCCGGCAUCACCAUCUAGGACUACUACUUCAAAAAUGAGAAACUCCUUCAGCCGAUCACACAGUCCAAGAUCUCCAUUGCGAAUUCGAAGGUCACCUGCACAUGCUGUGAAAUCACAAAGCCCCAAGUCACCUGUACGUAAACUAAGUCCUCAUAAUUCUAGAUCACCGAUUUAUGAUUCAAGACCAUAUACACAAACAUCACCAGUUCACUCUCUUCAAUCACAGAGCCCACAUUCUCCUUGCAGUAGUGAUAGGUUUCAUAGUCCUUCACGCAUUCAUAGGUCUUCAAGAAUUUCUACAUCAAAAUCUCCAGUUCACCAAGUGAGGUCACCUAGCCCAAGACCUUCCACUCAUUUGCGAAGAACUUGCAGUCCGAGAUCAAGUCCUAUCAGGCAUACAUCUUGGUCUCCAAGAUCAAGUCCUCAUAACCAGAAAUCUCGUAGUCCAAGAUCAAUUGCUCACAAGCGACAAUCCAGCAGUCCGAGGUCUGCUACUCACAUGCAAAGAUCAUGCAGCCCGAGGCCUGCUGCAAAUGUACAAAGAUCUUGCAGUCCAAGAUCAGCUGUGACUAUGCGGAGAUCUCGUAGUCCAGGACCAGCAUCAAGUAUGCGUGUAUCUUGCAGUCCAGGACCAUCAUCAACUAUGAGAUCUCAUAGUCCAGGGCCAGUGAUAAGUAUGCGGAGAUCACGCAGUCCAGGACCACUGACGAAUACACAGAGGUCAUGCAGUCCAGAGCCGCUGACGAACAUAAGGAGGUCACGGAGUCCAGGGCCUGUGAAGAACAUGCGGAGGUCACACAGUUCAGGGCCGGCGAUGAGCAUGCGGAGGUCGUGCAGUCCAGGGCCACAGACAAGCAGGCAGAGGUCACGCAGUCCAGGGCCACAGACAAGCAGGCGGAGGUCACGCAGUCCAGGGCCACAGACAAGCAGGCGGAGGUCACGCAGUCCAGGGCCACAGACAAGCAGGCGGAGGUCACGCAGUCCAGGGCCACAGACAAGCAGGCAGAGGUCACGCAGUCCAGGGCCACAGACAAGCAGGCAGAGGUCACGCAGUCCAGGGCCACAGACAAGCAGGCAGAGGUCACGCAGUCCAGGGCCACAGACAAGCAGGCGGAGGUCACGCAGUCCAGGGCCACAGACAAGCAGGCAGAGGUCACGCAGUCCAGGGCCACAGACAAGCAGGCAGAGGUCACGCAGUCCAGGGCCACAGACAAGCAGGCAGAGGUCACGCAGUCCAGGGCCACAGACAAGCAGGCGGAGGUCACGCAGUCCAGGGCCACAGACAAGCAGGCAGAGGUCACGCAGUCCAGGGCCACAGACAAGCAGGCAGAGGUCACGCAGUCCAGGGCCACAGACAAGCAGGCGGAGGUCACGCAGUCCAGGGCUGCAGAUGAGCAGGCAGAGAUCAUGCAGUCCAGGGCCAGGGACAAGCAUGCGGAGAUCACGGAGUCCAGGGCCAGUGACAAGCAUGUGGAGGUCACGGAGUCCCGGGCCAGUAAAGAGCAAGCGGAGGUCAUGCAGCCCAGGGCCAGUGAAGAGCAAGCGGAGGUCAUGCAGCCCAGGGCCAGUGAAGAGCAAGCGGAGGUCACGCAGUCCAGGGCCAGCAAAGAGCAUGCGGAGGUCACGUAGUCCAGGGCCAGCAACGAGUUUGCGAAGGUCCCGCAGUCCAGGGCCAGCAAAGAGCAUGCGGAGGUCACGUAGUCCAGGGCCAGCAACGAGUUUGCGAAGGUCCCGCAGUCCAGGGCCAGCAAAGAGCAUGCGGAGAUCACGCAGUCCAGGGCCAGCAACGAGCAUGCGGAGAUCACACAGUCCAGGGCCAGCGACAAGAAUGCUGAGAUCACACAGUCCACAGCCAGUGACGAGCAUGCGGAGAUCACCCAGUCCAGUGCCAGCAAGGAACAGGUGGAGGUCACGCAGUCCAAGUCCAGUUAGGAGCAAGCAGAGAUCACGCAGUCCAAGUCCAGUGAGGAGCAAGCAGAGAUCACGCAGCCCAGCUCCAGCGAGGAGCAGACAGAGAUCACGAAGCCCAGGUCCAGCGAGGAGCAUGCGGAGAUCACGCAGUCCAGGCCCAAUGACGAGCAUGCGCAGAUCACACAGUCCACACCCAAUGACGAGCAUGCGGAGAUCACGUAGUCCAGGGGCAAGGAUAAGCAUGCGGAGAUCACGCAGUCCAGGGCCAAGGACGAGCAUGCGUAGAUCACGCAGCCCAGGGCCAAGGACGAGCAUGUGUAGAUCACGCAGUCCAGGGCCAGUGACGAGCAAGCGUAGAUCGCGCAGUCCAGGGCCAGUGACGAGCAAGCGUAGAUCGCGCAGUCCAGGGCCAGUGAUGAGCAAGCAUAAAUCACGCAGUCCAGGAGCAGCAAAGAACAUGCGUAGAUCGCGCAGUCCAGGACCAACAACAAAUACACGGAGAUCUCAUAGUCCAGGACCUGCAAGGAAUGCGAGGAGAUCUCGCAGCCCGAGACCAGCAAUGAGUGAACGGAGAUCCCGCAGUCCUGGACCGACAGUGAGUACGCGGAGAUCCCGCAGUCCUGGACCGACAGUGAGUACACGGAGAUCUCGCAGUCCAGGACCUGCAACAUGUACACGGAGAUCACGCAGUUCAGGACCGGCAAUGAGCACACGGAGAUCUCGCAGUCCAAGACCAGCAGUGAACACACGGAGAUCUCGCAGUCCAGUUCCGGCAGUCAGCACACGGAGAUCUCGCAGUCCAAGACCAGCAGUGAACACACGGAGAUCUCGCAGUCCAAGACCAGCAGUGAACACACGGAGAUCUCGCAGUCCAGGUCUGGCAGUCAGCACACGGAGAUCUCGCAGUCCAGGACCGGCAGUGAGCACACGGAGAUCUCGCAGUCCAGGACGGGGAAUGAGCACACGGAGAUCUCGCAGUCCAGGACGGGCAGUGAGCACACGGAGAUCUCGCAGUCCAGGAAGGGCAGUGGGCACACGGAGAUCUUGCAGUCCAGGAAGGGUAGUGGGCACACGGAGAUCUCGCAGUCCAGGAUGGGCAAUGAGCACACGGAGAUCUCGCAGUCCAGGAAUGGGAGUGGGCACGAAGAGAUCUCGCAGUCCAGGACAGGCAAAGAGCACACGGAGAUCUCGCAGUCCAGGACGGGCAGUGAGCACACAGAGAUCUUGCAGUCCAGGACCGGCAGUGAGCACACGAAGAUCUCGCAGCCCAGGACGGGCAGUGUGCACACGGAGAUCUCGCAGUCCAGGACGGGCAGUGUGCACACGGAGAUCUCGCAGUCCAGGACGGGCAGUGAGCACACGGAGAUCUCGCAGUCCAGGACGGACAGUGAGCACACGGAGAUCUCGCAGUCCAGGUCGGGCAGUGUGCACACGGAGAUCUCGCAGUCCAGGACGGGCAGUGAGCACACGGAAAUCUCGCAGUCCAGGACCGGCAAUGUGCACACGAAGAUCUCGCAGUCCAGGACCGGCAAAGUGCACACGAAGAUCUCGCAGUCCAGGACCGGCAAUGACUACACGAAGAUCUCGCAGUCCAGGACAGGCAAUGACCACACGAAGAUCUCGCAGUCCAGGACCGGCAAUGACCACACGAAGAUCUCGCAGUCCAGGACAGACCAAGAGUACAAGGAGAUCUCGCAGUCCAGGAGUGGCUAAGAGCAAACGGAGAUCUCGCAGUCCAGGACCGGCCAAAGGCACACGGAUAUCUCGCAGUCCAGGACCGGAAAUGAGCUCAAACAGAUCUCGCAGUCCAGGACCACUAAUGAGCAUUCAUAGAUCUCACAGCCCAAGACCUGUAACAUGUAUGCAGAGAUCUCGCAGUCCACGGCCAUCUUCUAGUACCUGGAGAUCUCGCAGUCCGAGACCAUCUACCGAUACCCAAAGGUCUCGCAGUCCAAGACCAGUUAACAGUACUCGAAGAUCCCGCAGUCCUAGACCAGCUGGUAGUGUGCGACGAUCUCACAGUCCAAGACCAUCUGUGAGUUUGCUGAGAUCUCACAGUCCCAGACCAGCAGUGAGUAUGCGAAGAUCUCGCAGUCCGAGACCGAUAGUGAGUACUCGUAGAUCUCGGAGUCCAAGAUCAGCUUCUGAUAUGCGGAGAUCGCACAGUCCAAGACCACGUACUAAUCUGCGUAGAUCUAGAAGUCCAAGCCCUGCCACGAAUAUACGGAAGUCUCGCAGUCCAAGAACAGCAGCUAAAGUACAGAGAUCUGUUAGUCCAACACCAGCCUCUAAUAUGCAGAGCUCUAUUAGCCCAAGACCAGCCACAAAUUUGAGAAGAUCUCUGAGUCCAAGACCAGGUACUAAUAUUCGGAGAUCUCCCAGUCCAAGACCAAUGGCUAUUGUACGAAGAUCUCUCAGUCCAAGACCACCUGCUAAAAUACGGAGAUCUGUUAGUCCACAGCCAGCUGCUAAGAUACGAAGAUCAGGAAGUCCCAGACCAACUGCUAAUGUGUGUAGAUCUGGCAGUCCAAGAACAGCUACUAAGGUACUGAGAUCUAAUAGUCCAAGACCAACUGCUCAUGUGCGGAGCUCUGGUAGUCCAAGAAGAGUUGCUCUGAUAAAGAGAUCUGGUAGUCCGAGACAAACUGCUCAGAUGUGCAUAUCUUUUAGUCCAAGAUUAACUGAACACAGGAGGAAAUCCUCUAGUCCCAGAUCGUGUACUCGCGUGCAGAAGUCGUGUAGCCCUAGGUCAGCCACCCAAAUACGGAGGUCUUGUAGUCCCAGACAAGUCAGUCAGAUGAAGAGAUCUCGUAGUCCCACUUGGUCUCCAGCUAGAAAAUCUGCAUCACAAUUCAGAAAGCUGUCAAAAUCACCAUCUAGGAGAUAUUCUGACAACCAUUAUUCUCCUUCACAUUCCAGAUGCUCUAGAAAGCAGUCAUUAUCACCAAGAUCCAGAAAUUACAUUUCACCAGGUAGAUCUGGCUCACCAAGGGAAAGACAAAAGUCACCACAAUGCAAAAUAUCUCCAGUUAGAAUGCAGGCACAUGACAGGAGAAGUAUUACAUCACAGAACAAAUCCAUUUCUCCAAAGUGCAGGAGGCAUUCGCUAUCACCAGGAAAAGGAUAUGUAAAGUCACCCAUUAUCCAAAGAACAUUUGCAUCACCCAAAAGACACUCACCAGAUGUGCAGCGGAAGAUAUCACCUAUAAAUUUUCCUUCAAAUAGGUCAAAUGUUUCAAAACAUACCAUGCGGAGAAGCAAAUCACCAGUUUCAAGAGUUUCGAAUUCGCCUCCAAUAAGUCUAGAGCAACUACAUUUGAAUAGGAAGCAUUCAAAGGGUAGGAGCCCAUCUCCCUGUCCAAUUAAAAUGUAUGGUGUAUCAAGUACCAGAAAAAAGUCCCCAGAAAAACUACCAAGAAAAUCAUCUCAUAUGUCUUCUAAAGACAGAGAAAAUGUGCAUUACACAGCAUCACCGUAUGACCAUCAGGUCUCUACUUCUCCAGAGGUGAAACCUUCUCACACGGAUAAAUGUUACAGAAGUCCACAAAGAAAAGCAUCACCACAUUUAAUGACAUCAUUUUCACCUCUCUCUCCACAGAACUCAUUCUCUUUCUCAGGGGCUCAUGAAGAUGAUCAUUCAUUACAGAGAAAAGAUGUAGGUUUAAUUCAUGGAAAGCCCAUGCAUGACAAUCGAAAGAAUAAUACAUCAGUAGAAGAAUUAUAUUGUCAUUCAGAUAACCCCUCAACCCAGAAAAGUCGGAGUCAGACACCAAGCCUGAGCCCGUCACCUGAGAAAAACUCUGAGUCAGAAAAUAAAUACUAUACAGUGCCUCUCAGAAUCCAAACCUCAUCUCUAGGUUACAAGAAUCCCUCUGUUUCUAAUUCUUUGAAAAACAAUGACAUCAGUUGUUGGCAAGGAGCUUCAGCAUGCUCAGUUACCACUGAUAGUGGUAGCAAAGUUAAGUCAUUAAGAAAAAAUCGUGAUGAAAAUGUUACACAGACCAGAUCUGAGCUGAUGUCCAAAAACUGCACAAAAAAAACAGAAAGAAAAACUUCACAUAAAUAUAGGAUGAAAGAUAAAAACAAGAAAGGACAUAUAGUGCCGAUGUGUCAGGAUGAACCAAAGUCAUUGGCACUAAACUCUGAUGUUAUCGACACAGGUAGAAGUAUGGUGAAUGAUAAUGUUCCUAUUCAGGAGACUACAAAAGGAAAAUUUGAUUCCUCAGAUUCUCUUGAACAUUCUUGUAAAACAAAUAGCUUGGAUCAGUUAUCAGAAACUGAGGUAGAGAAGGAAAUGGAAAUUGUCACUAAAAUAGCUAAUACCCCCGAUGACAGAACCUUAGAUGAACUUGAAGAUCUUUUGGACUUGGAAUUAGAUAAAUCAGUUGAUUUAUGGGAAAGUGAUGAAUCAGAAAAUGAGCAGUUUCAUCAAGAAACAAAGACCCUGGAAAAAUCUUUAGAUUUAGCUGAAGAUCAGUACUCAAGAACUUCUGGUAUGGAAAAGGACAGUGCAGUUGCGAAAGGAAGAUUGAAGGACACCACUGGUGAAAAAUUAAACUUCUCUACCACAGGAGAUUCACCUGGUGAAGAAAGUAAGGUGAUAAAAGUUACAUCAGGUGGAUCAGGCAAGAGGAAGAAAAGAUCAGACUCUCGGAAAAAUUCGUCUAGAAAGUCCAGCCGCAGAGAAAACAGAAUUAAAGUGCAGCAGUUGGGAGAGCAGUGUAGCCCAUCAAAAACAGAAUCAGCAGAUGAAAGCAUGGAGCAUACUGAUAUAACAGACUGUGACCUCAGGGCAGAGCUAAGUCGAAGACGAGCAGAAAGAUUACUUAAGGCAGGAUCAUUACAUACUGCACUCCCUACAAGGUUACUGAAAUCUGCAUUUCGGGGACUUGUUAGCGGCAAAACGGCCAAGAAAGAGGCCAGUGAACGCAAAUCGUGUGACAGAGAGCUGCAGAAAAGAGACAAAACAGAUGGACGAAGAGUUAUGGUUCUGAAGUCACCCCCUUCUGAAGAUCAGGAUGUUGUGAGCCUCAGUGUCACCAUACCAAAGGAUAAAAAGGAUAAAAACUCUCCAUCAAAAGUACCUGUUCACUUACGCCUUGGCCUUCCUAGUAGUAGCUGGGACACACAGAAUUCCCAUUCAAGACGAAGAGGUUAUCGCAAGGUGAAGCUUAAACGCAGUGUGAUUGUUUCAUCUGAGAAAGGUCAUAAGGUUUAAUCUUGGAUUGGACAUAAGGAAAGGCAAAAUAUUAGAAACGAGAAGACGUGUUUGAAAAUUGUUGGACAAUAUUGGACAGUAAUCAUAUUGAUUGUGCAUUUUUUUGGGAUACUUUAUUCCAUUAUUUAACUGUUAUUUCUACUGAAUUUACAAUGUAAAUAAAGUAAUGAGUCAUAUGUUUACAUAUUUGUAUAAAUGUAAAUGAAAUAUUCCUUUGUUGUUUUUAUAUAUACACACCAAUAAAAUAUUUAUUUGUAGUCAUAAUUGUAUAUAUUGCAUGUAUAUAAAUCUAAGACUUCUCCAAUUUAUAAAUCAUUGUAUUUGAUAUACAUAAAGAUUUCAGAACAACAGAAUUAUGUGGAGGAAAUGAACUGUAUUUUUUCUACAAGAUGUUUUUUUAUCUUGUAAUUACACUUUCUCAA
Schistocerca nitens (vagrant locust) is the source of this 8797-nucleotide messenger RNA. RefSeq names its product serine/arginine repetitive matrix protein 2-like. NCBI's taxonomy places the organism in Eukaryota, Metazoa, Arthropoda, Insecta, Orthoptera, Acrididae. The record is from RefSeq and is a predicted model, not a curated record. The coding region runs from base 15 to 8375 and encodes 2786 amino acids. The transcript is spliced from 11 exons.